Pundamilia nyererei is the source of this 4458-nucleotide messenger RNA. RefSeq names its product TBC1 domain family member 12-like. The record is from RefSeq and is a predicted model, not a curated record. Gene Ontology annotation, molecular function: small GTPase binding; GTPase activator activity. NCBI's taxonomy places the organism in Eukaryota, Metazoa, Chordata, Actinopteri, Cichliformes, Cichlidae. Bases 321 to 2843 code for a protein of 840 amino acids. Gene Ontology annotation, biological process: regulation of GTPase activity. The transcript has 13 exons.
UUCAAGAUGGCGCUGGACUGUGGCCGGGAUGCCGCUGCUGCUGCGACUAGCUAACAGUUGGGGGAUUUAAUUAAUCUUCUGCCCGGUGGCGACGCAAGAAAGCGGCCGUGAAGCGUACCUUUGUCUGCAUUAAACACCUGAGACGGAAAUGUUGCGCCGGGUGUGUGUCAGGUAGCGUUAAACCGGCUCUGAAAAUGCAGGUAGCCCCUUCCUCCAAGAACAACAAAACCUGCUGCUGCGGAGCUCGGCCCACCGGGCAGGGGGACUCGUUGCAGGAACUUACGCCCGCGGCAGAGGCUCGCUUGUGGGACUGAGAAGUCAUGGAGACUGUGAGGGAGAACGGAGGGUCGUUCGGAGUCGACUUGAACGAGAACGAAGAGGGAGAAAGAGGUGGCGGAGCGGGGAAAUCAGCACUCAGAGACCGCAGCAUCGCGCUGCUAGCCGGGGUCAGCGCGGUGCAAGACGCUGGGAAGGCUUUCACCGGCCUCGGCAGGGAUGUAAACACUGACGCCUCCUUGAAAGGGAAGAUAAUGCUGGAGAGGCUGUUCCCCGGCCAGGUUUCCGGGGUCUGCGGGGACCACAGUGGCCUGAACGGGUUCACUGAGGAGGAGCUGUCGGUGGUCGAGUUGGAAUUAGGAGGAGGGCUUGGCCUUGAGGGCACCACAGCUGCUUCCUGUCCAGCUGUGCUCUCAGUGGAGAAGAUGCGGGGGGACAGCAAAGAAGAAGCCCGGGACUCAGACUGUGUUAGCCCGGGGGGAGAGGCAACAGGAGGCGGGUGUAUCAGGACUGCUCUGCCCGGCCAUGAGCUGGCAUGCGCGGUGAGGGAGCACCGGCGGAACUGCGCCUGCACCGCGGGGGUAAACAUGCCCAACGGGGCUGCUGACAGCUGUGAGGGGGAGGCAGGGUUAUUUCCCACCCAGCAGCUUUGCGUUUGCGACUGUGAAGAAGUGAAAGUGGCCAACGGGGGUUUCCACACACAGGACCUGGACUCGGGCUGCUCACCUGAAAACACCCCUGACUGUCAGUUUAAAUCGAAGUCUAGGCAUGAGAAGAGGGUAGGGUCCCCUGGAUUAAGUGCCAAAUCCCCCUCUCCCUGCCCUUCAUCCAGUGGCAGCCCGCUCUCUGAGCGCAACACCAGGGAUGAAGAGGAGGUGGAGGACGAUGAGGAGGGUUUCAGUGACCCCAGCUCACCUCCCGUCAGGCCGCAGAGUCUGAGGACUAACCCCAACGUGGCCGUGUCCCUCAGCUGUGACGCCACCCCGCUGUCCCCAGAGGAUGAGGAGGAUGGGGGCUUUUAUUUUGAAGGGUACGAGGAAGACCUGAGGGGCGUUUUGGAGGCGGGUCGCCGGCAGAGCGCUCCGGACACGCUGCCGGACCUGAACCAGGACAGCUCGGACCCCAAGCAGAUGCCAAAGAGGUUCGGCAUCGCAGAUUUCUUCACCAGGAGCCUGUUUUCUAGGAAACCCAAAGAGCCCAAAGCGACGUCUCACAGCUCAGCAGGGUGGCGACUGUUUGGCAAGACCGCAGCCAGAGAAGGCGAUACGAGCAAAGACCUCGCCUCCACGCCGACCGCGGAGCAGUCUCCUCAGCAGGAGCCGAUGAAGGACUCCAGCGUGCCCUCGUGUCCUCAGCGGCCCCUGCUUGCAGGGAGGAGGAAAAACCUGGAGUUUGAACCUCUUUCCACCACGGCUCUCAUCUUGGAGGACCGCCCUUCGAACCUGCCGGCUAAAUCUACGGAGGAAACUCAGAGACACAAGCUGGAGUACGAGGAGAUGGUGGCAGGAGCCAAGAGGAGAGAGCUGAAAGAAGCCCAGAGGAAGAAGCGUCAGAUGAAGGAGAGACACCGGCAGGAGGACAGCAUCUCCAACGCCAUGGUCAUCUGGAACACCGAGAUCCUGCCUCACUGGGACUCCAUGAAGGGAACGAGGCGGGUCAGAGAGCUGUGGUGGCAGGGCCUUCCCCCCAGCGUCAGAGGAAGAGUUUGGAGCCUCGCUAUCGGCAACGAGCUGAACAUCACACCAGAGCUCUAUGAGAUCUUCCUCUCCAGAGCCAAAGAGAAGUGGAGGAGUUACAGCGAGACCAGCUCGGUGAACGACAGCGAGAGCGAUGGAGGAGCAUCUCUGGCUGACAGAGAGUCCAGCCUGGAUCUCAUCAAACUAGACAUCUCCAGAACCUUCCCCUCGCUCUUCAUCUUCCAGAAGGGCGGUCCGUACCACGACCUCCUCCACAGCGUGCUGGGUGCCUACACGUGUUACAGGCCUGACAUUGGCUAUGUGCAGGGCAUGUCCUUCAUCGCUGCUGUGCUCAUCCUCAACCUGGAGGAGGCCGAGGCCUUCAUCACCUUUGCCAACCUGCUCAAUAAACCCUGUCAGAUGGCCUUCUUCAGAGUCGACCACGAACUGAUGUUGAAGUAUUUUGCAGCCUUUGAGAUUUUCUUCGAGGAGAAUCUUCCUCGUCUCUUCAGCCACUUCCAGACCAACAGCCUGACCCCUGACCUCUAUCUGAUUGACUGGAUCUUCACUCUGUACAGUAAGUCACUCCCUCUGGACGUGGCGUGCCGGGUGUGGGACGUCUUUUGCCGGGACGGCGAGGAGAGCUUAUUCCGGACGGGUCUGGGCAUCCUGCAUCUGUACGAGGAAGUCCUGCUGCAGAUGGACUUCAUCCACAUCGCGCAGUUCCUCACGCGCCUGCCGGAGGACCUGCAGUCGCACACGCUCUUCAACGCCAUGGCCAGCACGCACAUGAUCAGCAGGAACCGCCGCUGGGCUCAGGUGUUUUCUGCCUUGAUGAAGGACGGAAAUAAAGAGGCGGAUAAAAACACGAGUCCAGCUUUGAGAAGCUAACCCCGACGCUAACUCCAGCUGUACUCAAACUAACGUCUGGCUUCGGGGAUGUCGGAGCUCGCGCUAGCUCCCCCUGCCGCCAACCACAGAGGCUAGUUGUGUAUCUUGAAGCUGCGUAGCCUGAAGCUAAACUCAGUCCUGGGCUCAGCUACGAAGCUUGAAGUGAAGACGAGGCAGCCGUGGAGGUGGGGGCGGAGCCGCUGACCCGUCUUGGGAAAGGAAGCGGCAGCUCCGGCGAUUCCUGAAACCUCUGCUGGGACCAGAAGCGUUCGGUUACUCCUGAUCUUCAGCUGCCAGUCAGUAUUUCUCACAGAUUGUGUUCCACAGCUGGGGAGUCACAGGCGGCUGGGAAAAAAACCUAAAAGCAGUCCGACUCGGCCAUCGUUUGGCUCCUCCGGGUCGAGACGGCGCUAACACUGAGCGUCACGCCCUGCGUAAUUCUCCAAGACUCUAAAUCUAACUGUAGGUGCUAAUGAGUUUCUCAAGGCUUCAGAAAUGUCCUCUGUGGUUCACUUAUUAAUGUGAGUCCUUGUGGUUCGAGUUCACAAACACUCUUUUACUUUGCUGCUUUUGUUGUAAUAUUAGCUUCAAGAAAGACGGCAGUCUGCACUACUUUAAUCUGCUAGCAAAACAAACUCACAACACGGGAGAUUUGGGUGGAAGUAAAACUAAAGUGUUGCAGUUUACUCGCUGCUUCUCUGUCACCAGUUUUGGUGGGAGCUGCCCAGUUUGGGAGAUAUCUGCUGCCUUCUCAGAACUAAACUCAAAAAGCAUUUUUAAUAUAAUUCUGUCGUUCUGGGAAUCAAGACCACCUUCCUUAAAAAAGGAUUCAUGUACCCAAACUCACUGUGAGCAUGUUUCAGGAUCUGUGCAGAAGGAAGCGUCGAUCUGUCGCGCGUCGAUCCGUUAGCUUAGCGCCCCGCUGAACAGCAGUCAUUUUACCAGAACCAAUCAGCAAACAACCUACAGGUGACAUCACCUGCCCACACUCCCAAGUCAGCCGGCCAACGAUGUGGUUUGACGCUGCUGCCCUUCAUUAAAGUCAGUCUAACGUGUUUUAUUAGAGCCUGUAGAUGUUACCUAGCAACCACCACUAGAGUGCAGUGUGUGACAGGAAGCUGUAACCGAGCAGCACGGAGCAAAGAGGGACGGCAUCCGUGCUAACCUUUAACAUCAACGCUGAGCCUCGUCUAAUCGGCUGUGCUCGACUUUUGUUACGUUCAAACUCGUCCACUGGUCCCACGCACAGGUUUUGUGGAUUUUUGUGAUUAAGUCGGUUAUGAUUUUUGGAAAAAGACUUAUAGACGAUAGUCCUGACCAGACGCUGAGAGCUGACGGCAAAUUCAAAGCGUCACCUUCUGACGCCGCACCCUCUCCACCUCACGCUCCGUGUUCCCGUCACUUGUGCACAAGAUCCUGAACUCCCUCAUUUGGUGGAAGAAGCAACAGCCUGCUGUUUUCUGGCUCAUUCAUUCGAUUCGUGUUCAAGAGAAGGCAGCCUUUAUCUGUGAAGUUAGAGCGCUCUCACCAGUCACUCGAAGGAAACCAGGGCUGAACUGGCCCUUUAAGGACGAGCAGAUGGUGAAAGUGAUUACAAAGGAUGCAGUUAAUGAAA